AAUGCACUCCGGGCCUCGGGCCUCCGUCCGCCUGGGCGAUCUGGGUUCGCCGAAGGUGAGCUGCAAGGACACUACGUACUGCCCCUCUAUCUAUCAAGCCAUCAUGGUGCGAUUGAGACGCGGGUCCACGACAUCCUUCUGGCACAAUAGAUGUUUCCCAGCGCUGCACAGUCACUGCACUACCGUGACGCUGACGGUGGAUGAAGCGGGUCCUAGACGAUGGUUUGCAGCAAUACCUGGUGCCUCGUCUCAGUCUGUUGGCGCGUGAAGAGCUGAAUGCUGAAUCAAGUCACAAGCUGUCCCGGAAGAUGGCGACGGCAUCAGGCAAACCCCCUUCGCGGCAGGUCAGGGCAAGCUGCACACAUCCUCCCUGUACCGUCUGCUCAAGUCAGCUAUGCGCGCAUGAUUUUUUCUUCUUCUUUCCUAUAGGAAAAACAUGCGAGAUGUUUUCAGGUUUACAAUAGAAAAGAAAAGUAAAUAUUUACUAGACCAUGUGCUCAAAGUGGUGUGGUGGCGCAGUUGGCUAGCGCGUAGGUCUCAUACCUACUUGAGUGAGCCUGAGUUCGAGCCUGUCUCACCCCAAAAUUAAUUUGUCCUUUCUUCUCAUUUCAUUUGGAAGCUUCGUCUCCUUUCCUCUGCCUUUUCACUCCUUUUUGAAGCUCGUCAGGCUGUUUCUUCCUUUUCCCCCAUUUCGUCAAGAAGCUUCUUCAGCUUUCUUGCGGUCUUGCCUGUGCAGCUCCUCAGGAUUCUUCUUCCCCUCAUUUUUCAUUUUUCAAAUUGUAUUUUUCCCUUUUGCGGAGAACCUCGAAAUGCAUUUUUCCUUUGAAACUUUCAAGUCACUCCUCCAAAAACAGAAUAUGAAUCCCAUUCUGCCUUACCCACACACCUCGAAUAAAGCACCAAGCAAAUUGCUCCUCGAAUAAAGCACCAAGCAAAUUGCUCCUCGAAUAAAGCAAGCACAGCCACAGCGCACAAAACUUUCUCCGGACUCCAACGCAAAUUCUUUGCCGUCUAGAAAAACAAUGCUCGCUCCAAGAGAAUGUUCCUCGCCUGGGCACGAGAGAUCUGCCUACCUACGCCCUACUCGGCACCUGGCACUUGUCACCUGAGCCUUGGCUGCUGCGCUUGUGGGUGGCUUGUCGUUGUAGUUGUUCUCCGAUCCGCCGUCCCACGUGUACGUCCGAUCGAGACACGUCGUCCUCCGUUCCGGGGUCGCGUCGCGCCGAGGAACUAGCCAGCCGCUGAUCGGCACCCGCGCCGCCGGGCUCGCAGCAAUGGCGAGCGCGCGGCCGCCGGCGCGCACGGUGUGGUGCGCCCGCUGCGGCGCGUACCUGUCGGUGGCCCCCGGGGCGCGCUCCGUGCGGUGCGCGCUCUGCCACUCCGUCACGCGCGUCGAGCGCCGCCCGCAGCACGGCCUGCACCACGCCACCGUGGGGUUCAUCAAGGGCCUCAUCAACGCCUUCGCGCCGCCGCCCUCCUCCGCGGCGUCGUCGUUUGCCCAGCUGCCGGCGAGCUACCCGCGCGCCCGCGGCUGCAAGAAGCGCGCGCUCCUCGUGGGGAUCAGCUACGCCGGCACCCGGUACGAGCUCAAGGGCGCCGUCAACGACGUCAACUGCAUGGGCUACCUUCUCCGCGAGCGCUUCGGCUUCCCGGCCGACUGCAUCCUCGUCCUCACGCAGGAGGACGGGGACCCGUACCGGGUGCCAACGAGGGCGAACCUGACGCGUGCGCUGCGGUGGCUCGUGGACGGCGCCGCCGCCGGGGACUCCCUGGUGUUCCACUUCUCCGGGCACGGGGUGCAGAAGCUGGACAGCAACGGCGACGAGGCGGACGGCUACGACGAGGCGCUGUGCCCGGUGGACUUCGAGGACCCCCGCGGCGGCGUCAUCCUGGACGACGAGAUCAACGCCACCAUCGUCCGGCCGCUCGGCAGGGGCGUGAAGCUGCACGCCAUCGUGGACACCUGCCACAGCGGCACCAUCCUCGACCUCCCCUACCUCUGCCGCCUGUCCAGGACCGGGUACUGGGAAUGGGAGAACCAGCAGACCCGGUUCUCCAGCGAGCAGAAAUGCACCAGCGGCGGCCUCGCCAUCUCGAUCAGCGGCUGCGGCGACAGCCAAACCUCGCAAGACACCACGGCGUUCUCGGGCUCCACCUCGACGGGCGCCAUGACGUACAGCUUCAUCAAGGCGGUGGAGUCGGAGCCGGGCACCACCUACGGCCGCCUGCUGACGGCGAUGAGGGCCACCAUCCGCGACAACGGCGGCGAGUUCGGCAUCCCCGGCCCCAUCGGCACCUUCUUCCGCCGGGUCAUCACCUUCAGCUGCGCGCAGGAGCCCCAGCUGUGCGCUUCGGAAACGUUCGACAUCUACAGGAAGCCCUUCCUCUUGUGAUUCAAGUUGAACAAACAUGUGGCCGGCCGCUUGCAACGUUUUAUAAUACGAUGCGUGCGCACAAACGAGUUUAUGAUUCGCACAGUUUAAUUCGUAGGUGCUUUCGUUUGUCUCUGAUUUUCUUGUUUCUGUGCUAGCCAGUGAACAGUUUUGAUAGGUUUUCUUGUGUAAUCAAGUGGUUUGAAAUUAAGGGCUAGCUACAACCAUCCAUGCAUGCUAGAAUUUUGUAGAAUUUGAUCAACGCACACCUUAAACACGACGUAUGUUGGUACGUACGUGCUAUGGUUGAACAAUAGUGGCCUGUUUAGGCAUCAUACUUGUUAGAAUAUGUGUCAGACAUUGUAUGAUACUGGUUAUGAUGUGACUUGAAUCGUAUUAUAGCAAUAUAGGAUUAUAUCUGUAACUCCGGACUCCUCAUAAGUAUAGGAGGGUUCCACUACAAACAUACAUAAAUUUUAAAUUUAAUACACUGGUUAUUAUAACUUAAUUGAUACUACUCCAUCUUAGAAUAUAGCUAGUUUUAGAUUUUUCUCCAACUCAAACCUUUUAAACUUGGGAAUUGUAGGUGGUAAAAAAAUAGAAAGAUUAACAACAUAAAAAAAUAUUAGUUUAUUUAUAAUAAAAUCAACAGUUGUAACAUGUAACCUUUACUAUUUAAAAGUAAAUAGUUUUGAAGAUAAUUUGGUCAAAGAUUAAAAAUAUUUGAUUUUUACUAUAAAAGUUACUAUAAUUUAGAACGGAGGUAGUACACACUUUAACUACGUGAGUAGGAUAUAUUUUGGGAGCACAACAAUAAAUGCAUGUAUAUUAAUUACUUCCUCCGUCCUAGAAAGACGGUUGUUUAGAAAUUUUCAGACAUGUUACUAGUACUAGAAAAUGACCAUGUUACCCCUAAUUAACUAUAGCAGUUGUGAUUGAAGAACGCGUUGUUUAUUUGGUUCCCUAGAUUCUCAAUAAAUGUAAAUAUAUUGGAAUCAGAAAAGUAACAUCUACUUAAACAUUUGAUUGGCUCUAUGCCCUUUCCAAUGCAAUUCUUUCUUGGUAUUUGAUAUUGUGUUAAUUAGAUGGACUUUACUACAAUCUAGAUUAACAAUCUUUGUGGGACAAAAUUUGAAGGCUAAAUGAACAGUCUUUCCAUGACGGAGGGAGUAAGUGCAGCGCUGACUCAUUCUCCACAAUUGGGAGAUCGGAUUGCAUUCACUGUGUUCGCUUGGCUGUGGCUGAUGGCUGGUGCUGAUUUAUUAUGAGAGAACAGUACUACUGAAUAGCUGCUAGCUGGUUGCUGGUGCUGAUUUAAUAUGAGAGAACAGUACUGCUGGCUGGUUGGCUGACAAGCCAAGCGAACACAGCGACAUCCUCCCUUCAUCAAAUUAUCAGUUGUCGAAAUUUUGCUCUAUAUUAGUAUUUAUUCCUUCCAUUCUGAAAUGUAGGGAAUUUUAGGAUUCAAAAUUUGUCCAUAAAUAUAAAGCAUUCAAUGUUGAGAGUA
Messenger RNA from Panicum virgatum (switchgrass), 3879 nucleotides. RefSeq names its product metacaspase-1-like. Gene Ontology annotation, biological process: proteolysis. The transcript is spliced from 5 exons. Lineage: Eukaryota; Viridiplantae; Streptophyta; Magnoliopsida; Poales; Poaceae. The record is from RefSeq and is a predicted model, not a curated record. Bases 1275 to 2393 code for a protein of 372 amino acids. Gene Ontology annotation, molecular function: cysteine-type endopeptidase activity.